UCUCCAACACUGGUGCUCGUUCAGUGGAAAACAUAAACAUUGCCGCAUUUCUUUAAUACUCGAAUCAGGAAAAUGACAACUGGCGACAGCGACUCCGACUCCCAAGAUGAAGCACAAAUGCGUCAAUUCUUAGAGGCUGCUGAUCACACACUGCUGAAUAAUGCCAUGUUUCAACCAAACACCAACUCUUCCAUUGAAACUGUUCCUACGCAACCCCAAUUAAAAAGCGAACGCUACUUGGAGCACGAGGCGACAGCAGGAGAGCAUGACUUGAAAUUCAGUGAAGAAAUGCGAACGCACUUUUGGAAGAAGCUAAGCCAGAUUAUUCGAAAUCAGGUUGAGUUUUGUCAGAUCAAAACUAGCGGUCAAACGGAGGAGAUACCAAUACCAGGCUGUGUCCAACUUGUGUCCAAUGCCAAGUGCUAUUUAAAUACAGAAAUUGUGGAGCCAACGGGACCUUUAAAGAAGCCAAUCAUUAAAAAACGCCGCUUAAGUGAAGAAGCUGCCACCGAGGAUGAUGCCAUUGUAUUGGCCGCUUGUACAGUUAGCGGACAGGAGGUCUUAGAUUCAAAAGAUACCAUGUAUUGGACUGAGCGAAAGCCACAUCCGAAUAAGUUUUUUCAAUACAAAUCCAAUAAAAAGAUAAACGGACAAGAGUUGCUUAAGGCGGUGGAAGUGGUGCCCACAAAUGAGUUUACAUUACAGAGACUUAAAAAUAAAUGGGACGAGUCAAAGAUAAGCCAGAAGAGACGAAUAUACAAUAAAAAAAAUUGAAAUUA
Molecule: messenger RNA, 779 nt
Organism: Drosophila willistoni
Lineage: Eukaryota; Metazoa; Arthropoda; Insecta; Diptera; Drosophilidae
Exons: 1
Coding region: 73-774 (233 amino acids)
Source: RefSeq, a predicted model, not a curated record